AUGAAACUACCAACCGCUGUACUAUCAUCAAUCCUGCUUGUUUGCUCAGUUACUAUCGCCAAACCAAUUCUCCCUACUGAAACUACAAGUACUGGAUCUGUAACUGUGGAGAUAUUAUAUGCAAAUGGUGUAGGUCAAACUGACGAACGUAUAUUUGCAUCUGGGCAUGAAAAUUUAAUCCAUGACUAUGCAAAAGACACUUGUAAUCAUCACAGCAAAAUGCAGUUAUAUGAAUCGUUAAAGAAUAAGGCUACCACUCAACAAAAGCGGAUGACUAAACUAGAAAGAAAACAUAUCCAGUUGACACGUAAAUAUCAGGAAAGCAAUGGUGCUUUAAAACACGGAAGUAAACUUCUCUUGCUUAAACCUAGUCUUGGAAAACAAACUGUCAAAUCUACCAACCUUGAAGAACAAAUGCUUAAAAUCAAAGUUGAGCUUGAAACUGAAUCGGCAUACCUGGAGCUAAAAACAAGCAAAAUCACAGAGUUUCUCACUCAAACAUAUCCAAGUGCUCUAUUAAUUAACCUGAAAUUAAUAUUUGGAUUCAGGGUCAUUACUAUACAAAUUGGCGAUGGAGUACACAGUCUCGUAGCAAAACAAUAG
This is a messenger RNA of Batrachochytrium dendrobatidis JAM81, 603 nucleotides long. RefSeq lists its product as uncharacterized. The record is from RefSeq and is a predicted model, not a curated record. The transcript has a single exon. Lineage: Eukaryota; Fungi; Chytridiomycota; Chytridiomycetes; Rhizophydiales. The coding region runs from base 1 to 603 and encodes 200 amino acids.